Purpureocillium takamizusanense is the source of this 1440-nucleotide messenger RNA. RefSeq lists its product as uncharacterized. Lineage: Eukaryota; Fungi; Ascomycota; Sordariomycetes; Hypocreales; Ophiocordycipitaceae. The coding region runs from base 61 to 1410 and encodes 449 amino acids. The transcript has 2 exons. Gene Ontology annotation, molecular function: zinc ion binding; DNA-binding transcription factor activity, RNA polymerase II-specific. The record is from RefSeq and is a predicted model, not a curated record. Gene Ontology annotation, biological process: regulation of DNA-templated transcription.
CCUCCCCAAGGACAGACAGGCGAAGAACGAAAACAUUCAAAGAACGGGUCCAUUGCCGUCAUGUCGCUGACAUCACGGGAGCGCGGUAAUCCGCCUCCUCGGUCAAAGAGCUGCAUCCAGUGCAGGAAGGCCAAGCGCCGCUGCGACUUCGCGCUCCCUGCUUGUCUUCGUUGCGAGCAGCGCGGGAUCGUAUGCAACUACCCUACGCGCCUCACUGCCCCUUACGGCCGCUCAGGCUGCCGACAGGCGCUGCAUGGCACACUUGCAGAGCCAAGCAGGGGCUGGAGCGGCGUGGACGACGACCAGACAUCGAGUAGUAUAGCCGCCGCAGCCCCGCCGGAGACCCCGCUGAACACCUGGGACUGCAUGAAUCUAGAUAUCGGCGCACUGGACCAGGAUAUUACCGCGACUACUACUGCCUCCAGUGAUCCCUGCGCGGCGGAUUUCAGCGGGAUCCCCGAUGUGUCACUGCCGGGCUUCUCGACCGAAGCGUCCAUCAUGGACAUGGACCUUGUCCAUCAGCCCUCGGCGCUGUCUGCCCCGACCGCUCGAGAAUUUCAAGACAUUGAAGACGCCAUCUCCCGAAGGCUCCGGUUUGCAAUGGAAGAGAUCAGGAAGACGCCUGGCAUGAUGAUUGCCGAGACACAAACGCCCUGGUGCCAUCCACAAUUAUAUCGCGAAGGCAUGCCGCGAUCCAUGCAAGAUGCCCACGCUGCUUGCGCACUGUACGCGGCCAAGACCCGAGUCAACGCACCGGUCAUAUUCCACGCCAUCGAGGUCCGCGCGUGCGACCUCCUCGCCGCCCCGGCGCCGACGCGCUUCCUCGACGUGCUCGCGCACACGCAAGCCCUGAUCCUGUAUCAGAUCAUCCGGCUCUUCGACGGGGACAUGCGGGCACGGGCUUCGGCGGAGAAGGCGAUCCCCGCCCUCGAGUCAUCGACCAUGGACCUGCUCGCGCACGUGCGCUUCGACACGGUCGAUCCCCCGGACAAGGAGCAGGCGCUGCCGCUGCACCCACUGGCGCCGACGCAGGCCUUCUGGCGGGACUGGAUCCUGCACGAGUCGGCACGGCGGACGUGCCUGUUCGCCUUCUUCUUCCUGCAGGUCUACCGCCUGGUCUCGGGGCAACGGGGGCUGACGUGCGACGGGCGGCUGGGGCUGUGCCACGCCUGGACGCUGUCGGCGUACCUGUGGACGGCGACGUCGGCGGUGGAAUUCGCGCGCGCAUGGGGCGCCCGGCGUCACUUUGUGGUUCGAGACGCGCAGUUUGGGAGCGUGCUCGAGGAGGCGAAGGCUGAUGACGUGGAUCGCUUUGGCAGGAUGUGGAUUAGCUGCCUCCUGGGUGUGGAAGAGGCCGAGGGAUGGUUUGCGUCGAGGGGAGGGUCACUGCGGAUGCUGGCGGUGUGCUGAUGAGUACUGGCGUUGGAAAUGAGAUGUUUU